AUGACCACCACAGUCCCCCUCAUCUCGAACGCAACCUCUAGCCACCAAAACCACACAGUAACCCCCUUCUCUCGCCUCCAGUCAUCUCCGGCGGCACUGCACCCACCUGCGACGCUUGCAAACAACAAUUUUUCUCCUCAUCCAUCUUCCCAGACCGUAAAUCUUCGCCACCCACUUCUACGCGCUCUCAACUUCUACCGCUUCCAGCACAACUCAUCCGCUCUCACCCAAAUCCUCGCCCAGCUUGUCGUCUCCGGCCUCUUAUUCAACCCCUUCGCCGCCGGCCGUACCCUUCUCGCCCUCUCCUCACUUCCCUCCUCCCUUCCCCUCGCCGUCACUCUCUUCUUCGUCCUUCCCCAACCAGACGCCUUCGCCGCCAACAUUCUCCUCCGUUCCCUCUUCACCGCUGGGCUCCCCACCGCCUCAGCACAAGCAGGAUUUGAUCAAAUGCCUGAAAGAGGCACAGUGUCAUGGAAUGCAAUGAUAAUGGGCUAUGGACUACAUGGCCAAACUGAUGCUGCGCUUGAGCUGUUGCUGGAGAUGGAGAAGUGUGGCUCAAAGCCAAAUGGAUCAACUUUUGUAUGCAUUCUCAGUGCUUGCUCUCAGUCAGGCUCUGUGCUUGAGGGAUGGUGGUGUUUUGAUCAUAUGAUUCGUGUUUAUAACAUUAAGCCUACAGUUGAGCAUGUUGGAUGCAUGGUGGAUCUUCUCGGCCGAAACGGUUUGCUGAAAGACAACGCGGAUUUUGUGAAGGAUUUGACAAAAAAACCACUGAAGGCAUUAUGGGGUUCAUUGAUGUCGUCUUGCUGGACACAUUCUAAUUGGGAGAUUGGGAAGUUUGUCGGGAGAAAACUAAUAGAAAUGAUGCCUGAGGAGGUUGGGCCUUAUAUCUUGCUGUCCAAUAUAUGGGCGGCCGAGGGGAAGUGGGAAGAGGUGGAGAGGGUUAGAGUGAUGAUGGAGAAGAGGGGCUUGCAGAAGGGUGCUGGAAUGAGCUUGGUUGAACUGGAUAAUGUCACAGAUGAGAGUUUGAGGGAGGAUAAUUGGUUAGGUUGCAACCCAAAAAAGAGAAUAGUCUACUCUCUGCUGACAGAGAUGGGCAGUAACUUGAAGAUGUCGUGGACAGAAUUUAGUGCGAGCAAAGAGUGUGCGUGA
Phalaenopsis equestris is the source of this 1149-nucleotide messenger RNA. Its product is annotated as pentatricopeptide repeat-containing protein At5g48910-like. Gene Ontology annotation, molecular function: RNA binding; protein binding. Gene Ontology annotation, biological process: RNA modification. The transcript is spliced from 2 exons. Bases 1 to 1149 code for a protein of 382 amino acids. The record is from RefSeq and is a predicted model, not a curated record. NCBI's taxonomy places the organism in Eukaryota, Viridiplantae, Streptophyta, Magnoliopsida, Asparagales, Orchidaceae.